AUGUUGAAGAACGACCGUUUGGCCACGUUGCAGCCUACGUUGCACCCUACCUCCGAGGAGUUGGCUAUCGGUAACGUCAAGUUCACCACCUUCGACUUGGGUGGUCACCAACAGGCCCGUCGUUUGUGGAAGGAUUACUUCCCAGAGGUCAACGGUAUCGUUUUCCUUGUUGAUGCUGCCGACCCUGAGCGUUUUGCCGAGUCCAAGGCCGAGUUGGCUGCCUUGUUUCAAAUCGAGGAGUUGUCCAAGGUUCCAUUCUUGGUGUUGGGUAACAAGAUCGAUGCUGAGGGUGCUGUUGGCGAGCAAGAAUUGAGAGACUCUUUGGGCUUGUUUGCUUGCACCGGUAAGAACCCCAGUGACAAGCCUGCUGAGGGACAGAGACCAAUGGAGUUGUUCAUGGUCUCUGUGGUUUUGAGAAACGGCUACAAGGACGGUUUCAGAUGGUUGUCCAACUUCAUUUAA
Messenger RNA from Australozyma saopauloensis, 462 nucleotides. It is a transcript of the gene SAR1, whose product is annotated as Arf family GTPase. Gene Ontology annotation, cellular component: COPII vesicle coat; endoplasmic reticulum exit site. NCBI's taxonomy places the organism in Eukaryota, Fungi, Ascomycota, Pichiomycetes, Serinales, Metschnikowiaceae. The record is from RefSeq and is a predicted model, not a curated record. The transcript has a single exon. Bases 1 to 462 code for a protein of 153 amino acids. Gene Ontology annotation, molecular function: GTP binding; GTPase activity. Gene Ontology annotation, biological process: vesicle organization; endoplasmic reticulum to Golgi vesicle-mediated transport; intracellular protein transport.